UCUCCUUGUAUUUUUGUUAAGGCUUUGAAAUCAUAUCCGUUCCGUUUUCUUUUCUUUUCUUUUCUAUUCUUCGACUGUCUCCGCUUAUAGAAUUGAAAUAGAAAGUGUGAGAAAAUUUUGUUGACGAAUAGAAUGAACAAAACCUAAAUCAACUUAUUUUUAUGUAAUUUUUUUUUUUUUAAAUUUCACGGAAAUCAAUCGAAUUUGAGAUUACAGGAUCCGAGCUUAGGGUUUACGGUUUUCAAUUGUGAAUUUAUUGGUUGAAACGGAAUUUGAGAAGAAAUGUUGAUAAGAGAUGUGGAAUUGUGUUGAUUCUAGCUCCGAUCUCGAAGCUAGGGUUAAGGUCAUUGGAGUAAAGCAAUGGAUGUGGAUUCAAAUAUGGUGCCGGAUGCCGAUCACGAUCCGUCCUUACAGAAGCAGAAUACGGUGACGUCUCCGGCACCGAUGGAGAGGGAGCAAAUAGCCGAGCAGCCUCCUGGAUCUCCGACUGCUUCGGCUGCGGCUCCACCGUCACAGCAACAGCAACAGCAGCAGAGUCCGGUGGUGGGGCCGAAGUGCGCUCCUACUUACUCGGCGGUGAAUGCGAUUAUAGAGAAGAAGGAGGAUGGGCCGGGCCCGAGGUGCGGCCACACGUUAACGGCCGUUACUGCAGUUGGAGAGGAGGGUACGCCUAAUUAUAUUGGGCCUAGGCUGAUAUUGUUUGGUGGUGCGACCGCACUUGAGGGCAACUCUGUGGCUUCUGGAACACCUUCUUCUGCCGGAAGCGCUGGCAUUAGACUAGCAGGUGCCACAGCUGAUGUGCAUUGCUAUGAUUUUUCAACAAAUAAAUGGUCUAGGAUCACUCCUUUUGGAGAACCACCCACGCCAAGGGCUGCACACGUGGCAACAGCUGUGGGGACUAUGGUAGUUAUUCAGGGUGGCAUUGGUCCAGCUGGUUUGUCUGCUGAGGAUCUCCAUGUUCUUGACCUCACACAGCAACGGCCUCGAUGGCAUAGAGUUGUUGUUCAAGGCCCUGGACCUGGGCCACGCUAUGGACAUGUGAUGGCAUUAGUGGGUCAACGGUAUCUCAUGGCAAUUGGUGGGAAUGAUGGAAAGCGACCUUUGGCUGAUGUAUGGGCCCUAGAUACAGCUGCAAAGCCUUAUGAAUGGCGUAAGUUGGAACCUGAGGGCGAGGGUCCACCUCCAUGCAUGUAUGCAACUGCAAGUGCUCGUUCUGAUGGCCUUCUUCUGCUUUGUGGAGGGAGGGAUGCCAGCAGUGUGCCUUUGGCAAGUGCAUAUGGACUUGCUAAGCAUAGAGAUGGUCGUUGGGAAUGGGCUAUUGCUCCUGGUGUCUCACCAUCUCCAAGAUACCAACAUGCAGCAGUCUUUGUUAAUGCACGGCUUCAUGUGUCUGGAGGGGCACUUGGUGGAGGACGCAUGGUAGAAGAUUCAUCAAGUGUUGCAGUCUUGGAUACUGCAGCUGGAGUUUGGUGUGAUACAAAAUCUGUCGUUACUAGUCCUAGGACAGGCCGAUACAGUGCUGAUGCAGCCGGUGGAGAUGCUGCAGUUGAGCUGACAAGGCGUUGCAGGCAUGCUGCUGCUGCAGUUGGUGACUUGAUAUUUAUUUAUGGAGGUUUACGUGGGGGGGUGUUGCUUGAUGACCUACUUGUUGCGGAAGAUCUGGCAGCUGCCGAGACGACUUCUGCAGCUUCACAUGCCGCUGCUGCUGCUGCAUCAAAUGUGCAAGCAGGGCGACUUGGAAGGUAUGGAUUUGCUGAUGAAAGAGCAAGACAAGCAAUGCCUGAAGCAGCUCCUGAUGGUGCAGUUGUGCUGGGAAAUCCAGUUGCUCCUCCUAUUAAUGGUGACAUGUAUACUGAUAUAAGCACUGAAAAUGCCUUGCUCCAAGGUUCUAGGAGAUUAAGCAAGGGUGUUGAGUCGUUAGUUCAAGCAUCAGCUGCAGAAGCUGAGGCUAUCAGUGCUACAUUGGCUGCUGUCAAGGCACGGCAAGUUAAUGGAGAAGUUGAAUUACCAGACAGAGAUCGUGGUGCAGAGGCUACCCCUAGUGGGAAACAGAUGAUUAAACCUGAUUCUGUUGGGUCAAAUAGCAUUGCUCCAGCUGGAGUCCGGCUGCAUCAUAGAGCAGUUGUUGUCGCUGCAGAGACUGGUGGAGCAUUAGGUGGUAUGGUCCGACAGCUUUCUAUUGACCAGUUUGAAAAUGAGGGGAGGAGGGUCAGCUAUGGGACCCCUGAAAGUGCAACGGCAGCGAGGAAGCUAUUAGAUCGCCAGAUGUCCAUCAAUAGUGUCCCAAAGAAGGUCAUAGCACAUCUUUUAAAGCCUCGAGGCUGGAAGCCCCCUGUCCGACGACAAUUUUUCUUAGACUGCAAUGAAAUAGCAGAUCUUUGUGAUAGUGCUGAGCGAAUAUUUUCUAGUGAACCAAGUGUCUUACAACUUAAGGCUCCUAUCAAAAUAUUUGGUGAUCUGCAUGGGCAGUUUGGAGACCUCAUGCGCCUUUUUGAUGAGUAUGGUGCACCUUCAACAGCUGGUGACAUUGCAUACAUUGAUUAUCUCUUCUUGGGAGAUUAUGUUGAUCGUGGCCAGCACAGCCUUGAGACCAUCACUCUACUGCUUGCUCUGAAGGUUGAAUAUCCCAACAAUGUGCAUCUAAUUCGUGGGAACCAUGAAGCUGCAGACAUUAAUGCCCUCUUUGGUUUCAGGAUUGAGUGCAUUGAGCGCAUGGGUGAGAGAGAUGGAAUUUGGGCUUGGCAUAGGAUAAAUCGUUUGUUCAAUUGGCUUCCUUUGGCUGCUCUAAUUGAAAAGAAAAUAAUCUGUAUGCAUGGUGGUAUUGGUCGGUCAAUAAAUCAUGUGGAACAGAUUGAAAAUCUUCAACGUCCAAUUACCAUGGAAGCUGGCUCAAUUGUGCUUAUGGAUCUAUUGUGGUCCGAUCCGACUGAAAAUGACAGUGUGGAAGGACUGAGACCAAAUGCUAGGGGUCCAGGUUUAGUUACAUUUGGGCCUGAUCGAGUUAUGGAAUUUUGCAAUAACAAUGAUCUUCAAUUGAUUGUACGUGCACAUGAAUGUGUGAUGGAUGGCUUUGAGCGGUUUGCCCAAGGACAUUUAAUUACACUUUUCUCAGCUACCAAUUACUGUGGUACAGCAAAUAAUGCUGGGGCAAUCUUAGUUUUGGGUAGAGAUCUUGUGGUGGUUCCAAAACUCAUUCAUCCUCUACCACCAGCAAUUUCAUCCCCUGAAGCAUCACCAGAACGCCAUAUAGAAGAUACAUGGAUGCAGGAGCUUAAUGCUAACAGACCUCCGACACCGACUCGAGGCCGUCCUCAAGUAGCAAACGAUCGGGGCUCUCUUGCUUGGAUAUAGUAAUCUGUCUUCACAAUUGCUUUGUAUUCUCUCAUUUUAGGCUCAUGCUAGCACCUGGAGUAUCCGGUGUUCUGUAUAGAGCAUGGUGCCAUAUACAGGAAAUCUCAAACGUGUAAUCCAUAUUCUGAAGAAAUUCGAGGGCUUUCUGAAAUUUUGGUUUUGGCCACAAUUAAUAGGGCCUUGAGACGAUGAAGAUUACUUAAGAGGACCAGGUGACAGGCAGCAGGCAGGCUUACGUUGGUUAAUACACAAGUUGCAGUUUGGACCGUCCACCGUUUGUGAAUUGAGCGACAGACAGGUAGAAGUGAGUCAUUGUUGUUUCUUCUAUGGGCUGGUGGUAGUGCUGGGUAUUUUUCUGAUUAGUUUAUAUAUUUUUUAUUCCUCGUUUUAGGUCUAAUAUAUAUAUUUUUUUCUCUAUCAAGAGGGCUUGAGGCCCUUAUAUGUGAUGGUGAGAGAUAUAGUGCUAAAGUCUUUGUGGGCAUCCUUGUAUCAUAGAGGUGUUGCUUCCUGUAGUUGUCAAUUAAUGUAACGAUUGUGUGAAGAUAUAAGCAUUUUGGUCUGACAAUAAUUUUGAAGUUUUGCUUAUAAAAUGUGUCUUUUUU
This is a messenger RNA of Mangifera indica (mango), 3953 nucleotides long. RefSeq names its product serine/threonine-protein phosphatase BSL3-like. The coding region runs from base 361 to 3351 and encodes 996 amino acids. Gene Ontology annotation, biological process: brassinosteroid mediated signaling pathway. The transcript is spliced from 21 exons. Gene Ontology annotation, molecular function: protein binding; phosphoprotein phosphatase activity. The record is from RefSeq and is a predicted model, not a curated record. Lineage: Eukaryota; Viridiplantae; Streptophyta; Magnoliopsida; Sapindales; Anacardiaceae.